Messenger RNA from Linum trigynum, 711 nucleotides. The record is from the annotation of a GenBank genome assembly. NCBI's taxonomy places the organism in Eukaryota, Viridiplantae, Streptophyta, Magnoliopsida, Malpighiales, Linaceae.
GACAGGCGGAAGCAUCCAACAAGGUCGUGAAAAAUAUUUUGACAAAGAUGAUUGAGGAUAAUCCGUGACGUUGGCAUGAAAUUUUUUCAGAAGCGUUGUGGGCAUACAUGAUGUCCCCGCGGAGCAGUACGAGAGUGAGUCCAUUCUCGCUAACUUAUGGUCAUGAAGCAUUCCUUCUCGUGGAGGUGACCGUCAACUCACUCCGGUAUAUGAAGCAGCACGAGUUAACACCUCGGGAGUAUCAUGAGUCGAUGAUGCUCGAGCUCUGCGAUCUUGAUGAGCUACAACUCCGCGCCCUCGAUAAUGUUCAAGUACAGAAAGCAAGAGUGGCAAGAGCUUAUAACAAGAAGGUUCGGCACAAAUCAUUCGAGGAGGGAGAACGAGUUUGGAAAGCUCACUUGCCGAUUGAAGAAAAAGAUCCCAAGUUUGGAAAUGGUCGCCAAAUUGGCGUGGACCAUUGUGGUGCAUUCUGUGCGUCCUAAUGGAGCAUACUUGCUGAAAGACUUGGAUGGAGUGAUGCAUGAGCGUUUGAUAAAUGGCAAAUACUUAAAGCCAUAUGUGCCGUCCCUAUGGGACGCAGCUGGUCAUUAAUCAAAACAAUGACGAACAACCAUGUGCUAAAAGGGAGUGGCUUGGUCGGCCACCAAGCUUGCACAGUAUGGUUGAAUAGUAUGCGGUUGGCGAAGUAUGCAACAAAUACACCAAUUUGCC